AGAAAAAGUGUCAGCUCGUUUCCCUGGACGAAGCGCCUCGACUCUUGUCUAUCGACAUCGAUCGACGACCAUCUUACGGCUUAGACGGCAUUCGCGUUGUCGUUAAUCUUGUUCUUGGCGGACCCAUGUUGAUAGAAAAUGUUGUCAUGAAGCUUCCCAUUUGCGGGUUCCUGACAAUGUUUGUUCUUUCAUAAACAUUUGCCCAGAAAAGUUGUCAUGGUCAUAGUCUAAGGUGAUGCUUCAAAUGAGCGGGCUUUGGUUGGUCUCUGUACAAUCUUGAAUUGAUGCAGAUAGAUUGACUGUUUAUGGUUAAUGGGCAAAGAUUGUUUGACCCAUUAAGCAGUAAAUGGAGCACGCGGGUCGUUGCUGAUGAUUGGCUAAUGAUUGCCUUCUUGAUGUUCGACGGAAUGCCUGAAUGAAUUACAGGUGAAUUCGGGCCUACAUGGUGGUAGAGCAGCUGCUGUUUGGGAAGAUUUAAAGUCAGUUGUUCCGAGGCUGUUCGGUCCGGAUUUCAUUAUGAAGAGGCUGUCUUCUCUAAAGGGCGCGAACCAAUUUUUGAGGAGGAACAGGAGGUGGCCAUUGUCUCCAUACAAAACCAAGUGGCACCAAACUUUCUCUGAAGAACAAGCCAUGCGAACUCUAAGAGAUGCAGUCAGAACCACCGUAGAGCCAUUGUGUCACCGCAGUAAUAAACAUCUCCCGCAAAAUCCUACCGAACCCAAUCUUGUUAGCACUCUGGUAGACUCAUUUAGUGCUUACAACUGUGAACCAACCCCAAAUGCCUACCACUUUGUCAUCCAGAGUCUAUGUGAAAUCUCACAGUUCCACCUGAUUCCACCAGUCCUCGAUCACAUUCAAAGGGUUGAGAAAUUCGAAACUCCCGAGUACAUUUUCAGCGAUCUUAUCAAGUUCUAUGGCGAUUUUAGCAAAAUUGAAGACGCCGUUGGUUUGUUUCUUGAUAUACCCAAGUUCAGGUGUGUCCCUACUGUCUGCUCACUGAAUGCUCUACUGUCAGUACUUUGUUAUAGCAGAGAUCACUUGAAGAUGGUGCCUCAGAUUUUGCUGAAGAGUCAACAGAUGAAUAUCAGGAUAGAUGAAUCGACUUUUAGAAUAAUGAUUGGUGCACUUUGUCGGUUGAGGAAGGUGAAUUUUGCUAUUGACAUAUUGAAUACACUGAUAAGUGAUGGAUUCACAGUUGAUGGGAGAAUCUGCUCGUUGAUACUUUCGUCAUUCUGUGGACAGAGGAACUUUUCUAGUGUUGAGGUUUUGGGCCUUAUGGAAGAAUUGAGGAAAAUGGGUUUUUCCCCUGGGCUAAUAGACUAUGCGAAUGUGAUAAAGUAUUUGGUGAAGAAUAGAAGAGUUAAUGAUGCUUUGGAUGUCUUGAAUCAGACGAAGGUCGGUGGGAUUAAACCUGAUACUGUUUGCUACACAAUGGUUUUAAGUGGGGUCAUUGCCGAGGAUGAUUAUGAGAAGGCAGAGGAGUUAUUUGAUGAAAUGCUUGUUCUGGGUUUGGUCCCUGAUGUGUAUACCUACAACGUGUAUAUAGAUGGUUUGUGUAAGCAGAAUAAACUUGAAGCAGCCGUCGAAAUGGUAGCUUGCAUGAAAGAACUUGGCUGCAGACCUAAUGAUGCUACUUAUGUCACGAUAGUUGAGAGAUCAUGUCAAAUUGGGGAGCUGAAUAGGGCAAGGCAGCUUGUGAGAGAAAUAGGAGUGAAGAGUUUGGGGCUAAUGUUAAAGUUAUAUAUGCCUCUGCUGGAAGGAUUCAGUGGUAGUGGUAAAAUUACUGAAGCUUGUGAUUUAGUGGAUGAAUUGUUGGUUAAGAGUUCACAAUUUGAAUGUUUUACAGUUGAUGCAGUAGUAUGUAGUUUGUGCAAGAGAAGAUUAUUCUCAAAAGUGCCAGAAUUACUUGAGGCGAUUGUCAGGAAGGGUAUCAUUCCAGGAGCCAUGACUUGGGAAGCACUUAUUAAUGACUGCGGAUCUGAAAUCAAAUCGUUGGAGAGUAGUCUAAUUGAGUUGAUAAAUUCUAUCCAAGUUGAAUGAAGUGCACUUGCUUUUGCUGUAUGGCAACCUUGUUGGAAACCCAGUUCGUAGAAUAUUUAGAAUGCAUGAAGAAGGCAAGCUGUAGAUGAUAUGAUACCCUGUAGAUGAACGCCUACUUGGCGAACAAUGUGGCAGUCCGAAACUCUCUUUCCACCGAUUGAGGAGAAUACGCAUUUGGUUGCAGGCAUCAGUAACGAGUUUUCAUCAAUUCUCAUUAGUGAUGAAAUUUAUAAGAUGAGUGAUCUGACUACUUCUAAACAGUCUCUACACCCUCCAUAAAGCUGCUCCUCAGGUCACAGCGGUGAUAAAUACAAGGUUCAGAAUGUCGGGAAGGAAAAUGCACUCAAGAAUUUCUCUUGGUGCCUGGAGUACUCUGCAAUGUGAUUUGUCUGCAACAUCAAAGUGAUAAUUUAAUCUUCAUAAAGUUGUCUGAGGAUCAAAUAAAGGAUAUCUACUGCAUUUUGCACUUUUACUGUUGAAAGGGCCUUUCUAAUUCAUACUUGAAAGGUAAAGGAAUGAUUGGAAUUCGGUGACAUUGAGCUACCUAUUCCAUUGUGUCGUUUCCUGCAAGGCUGUUGCCUAUGGCAACAGCUGCCUAAAGGAUGCGAAGGCGGCAUGGAUGAGUGAAAGAAAGAUUGAAUCCGAACAUGCGAAGGGAAGAGCGAAGAAUCUAGAGAUCAAUUCCCGGAGCUCUUAGGCAAAAUGUCAACGUCCUUAUACUUCGAAUCUGUUGCCGCAUAUCACUGACAUAUGACUAAGAAUCAUUAGUGAAGGAUCGAUUUAACGCC
This is a messenger RNA of Eucalyptus grandis, 2828 nucleotides long. RefSeq names its product pentatricopeptide repeat-containing protein At2g38420, mitochondrial. The transcript is spliced from 3 exons. Lineage: Eukaryota; Viridiplantae; Streptophyta; Magnoliopsida; Myrtales; Myrtaceae. Bases 517 to 2040 code for a protein of 507 amino acids. Gene Ontology annotation, molecular function: protein binding. The record is from RefSeq and is a predicted model, not a curated record.